This is a messenger RNA of Cucurbitaria berberidis CBS 394.84, 1827 nucleotides long. RefSeq names its product GMC oxidoreductase. The coding region runs from base 151 to 1827 and encodes 558 amino acids. The transcript is spliced from 3 exons. The record is from RefSeq and is a predicted model, not a curated record. NCBI's taxonomy places the organism in Eukaryota, Fungi, Ascomycota, Dothideomycetes, Pleosporales, Cucurbitariaceae. Gene Ontology annotation, molecular function: flavin adenine dinucleotide binding; oxidoreductase activity, acting on CH-OH group of donors.
GAUCGCCAGUAUGAGCCUGACACGGGUUUUCUUAUCAGGUGAGGGAUUGGAAGAGCGUGUAGGAAACGCGACGUGAGCUGAGAUAGGAUUUGCUUGGGAGAUAAUCACCUGUUCAGUCGAUCGAUCAUUCUAGACUGCAAGCCUCCAGCCAUGGAGCGCGCAUACGACUUCAUCGUCGUUGGCGCUGGAGCAUCUGGCGCUGUUCUUGCAUCGCGCCUUGCCCACACACCUAACGUACCUUCAGUCCUGCUCGUUGAAGCAGGAGGAUCAAAUGACGAAGCUGCUUACCUCUCAGGUGCCGAUCGUUAUAAUGUGGCUUUCGCAGCAGGAUCUCCAUUGAACUGGCACUACAAGACUACCCCACAAACACAUUUAAAGGGCCAGGUGAUAGACUAUUCGCGAGGCAAAGGCUUGGGAGGGAGCACAGCUAUCAACUUCUGUGGGUGGACCGUGGGACCGAGGGAUGACUACGAUGAGUGGGCAAGUAUCGUUGGCGACGAGCGCUUUGCCUGGUCAAACGUGAAGAACGUGCUUAAGAGGAUCUCGAACCUUGAUACUAGGAUACCAGACCAGACUAUGAAUCACAGAAUCAAUGCGAAACCUCACAAUCACAGCACAUCGGGCAAUCUGGAUCUCACUUAUGGCGAAUCAUGGCUUCCGGAUGUCGGCGACAUUUUCACGGCCGCUGAACAAUCUGGACAUCGCAUUAAUCCAGACGUGAACAAUGGCGAUCCCAUUGGUAUGGGCAUGGGUAGUGUGUGCAUAGCCAAGGGCAUUCGUGCAACAUCGUCAAGCGCGUACCUCUCUCGAACGCCGCCAAACUUGAGAGUUCUAGUCAAUACACCAGUCGCACGAGUGUUGUUCGAUGGUAAACGAGCGAUCGGCGUUGAAUCUAUCGAUGGACAACAACUCAUAGCCCGUAAAGAAGUCAUCCUCGCGGGUGGCGCCCUUAAUACACCUCAAAUUCUCAAACUGUCUGGCAUCGGCACGAAGAACGAACUAGAGAGUCUCAAUAUUUCGACUGUACAAGAGCUUCCUAUGGUGGGAGUAAACCUCCAAGACCACUGCUUCUCGACAGUCGGGGUUGUACUGGAGAAGGAUACGGCACUGCCUCCCGGACCUCCAACCCAAAGUCCCACUCCAAUGGGCUGGUUCAAGUUGCCCAGUGUAAUCUCUUCAUCAGAGUUCCAGAAGCUACCAUUACGAGUACAAAAGCACAUGCAUAAAGCGACCGUCCCAGCGAUGGAGAUAGCGACACACUCACUCCCCUCCUUUCUCGCCUACGAGCCUGCAGACUCAGAAACAUACGUUGGUGCUAUCUGCCUCAUAAUGAACCCUCAAUCGAAAGGCACCGUGACACUUCAGUCAUCAGAUCCAAGCAUCGCACCACUCAUCGACCCCAAAUUCCUCACACACUCUUUCGAUCAGCGCGUUCUCAUUGAAGGUAUUCGCGAAGUAAUGCGCAUUCAAUCUGCCCCCAUUUUCUCGUCUCGUACCCUGAAGCGGCUUGGGCCCGCUGACGACUCUGACGAAGCUAUAUGGCAGCAUGUCAAAGGCAAUUUAAGGAGUAGUUGGCAUAUGAGCUGUACAGCUAUGAUGGGGAAGAGCGCAGAGGAGGCGGUGGUGGAUAGCAAGUUCAAAGUGUUUGGCGUUGAAGGGUUACGGGUAAUUGAUCUGAGUGUUUGUCCUUUUGUGAUGAAUACCCACACUCAGAGCGUUGCGUAUGUACUUGGCGAAAUUGGAGCGGAUGUUUUGGCCGAGGAGUAUGCCUUGGGGCAGGUUGAGGUUCGGGGCAAGGCGGAGCCAAGUUCAGAGGAGAAAUUGUAG